UGUAGGAUUGCCAGAAGGAUAAUACAGUGGAGAAUGCCGCACAUGCAGCCAACCAGGUUUCAAAAUGCAUCAACAAACUUGGGACUAAAGAAGCACUAAUUCCAUUGGGUGAUAUGUCCCCCCAACCACCGACAUUGGUGGUUGAGAGGCUUUCAGAUGUUAAGAUCACUAGUCCAACAAGUUUUGGUGUUAGGCAAAGUCAGUUAGCCAAGAAUGCAGACGCUCUAUACAACAAUAUGCUCGCGCCUGUUGUGAAUCGGCAACAUCAAACCGCUACAAGUGCUGAAGAUAUCACCUACAUGCCAAUGAAAACCACGGAGCAUAUUAUCAUCGAUGAAAUUGAGAAGGAACUAGAUAACAACUAUGAUGCAAAAGAUGACUUGAUAAUAGUCAAGGAGAAGAAGCUUUUGACCCUCCCCUUUGAGCAAAACACAAGGUUCCCUGUUUCCGAGGAAGAGUGCAAGAACUAUAACACAAUAAUUGAACUAGCAUACACUAAAGGUGUUCAAAAGUAUGUUUUCUCAAUCCCCUUUUUAGUUUUUCCUUUGUUGGCAUAUUUUUCUCUUCAUUGUUUUAAUUGUAAUUUUCUAAUUCUCUUACUUUUCUUUCUGUAA
Molecule: messenger RNA, 614 nt
Organism: Hordeum vulgare subsp. vulgare (domesticated barley)
Lineage: Eukaryota; Viridiplantae; Streptophyta; Magnoliopsida; Poales; Poaceae
Exons: 2
Coding region: 114-614 (166 amino acids)
Source: RefSeq, a predicted model, not a curated record